AUGCACAGAUUCGAUAUUCUUCUGCUUUCCACCAUUGCGCUAGGAGCUCAUGCCACGAGCCAUCCAUCUUUGCCAACUGUUGAUUUAGGAUACCAAGUCCAUCGUGCCAUAUCAUACAAUGACACAAUCAAGGCCUACAACUUCACCAACAUCCCCUACGCUGAACCACCUGUAGGAUAUCUACGCUGGAGAGCUCCGAUCCCACCCAAGGGCGUUCAAAAGACCAUACAGGAUGGCAGCAUUGGCAAAAUCUGCCCCCAAACAUCUCCCAACUGGACAACCACUGCGAUACAGUUUGCAACAGCAUGGGCAACGAAUCAACUUCCUUUCAACUACACUGAGGCUGAGGAAAUCGCCAACAAUUCUCCGCAGACUACAGGUCUGCGAACUACAGAAGAUUGCUUGGUCGUGGAUGUAAUUGUUCCCAAAGCUGUCUUGGAUAAGAAGACGUCCCACGGUAAAAAGGCCCCUGUGACAGUAUGGAUCUAUCAUAAUGUCGCUGUCAUGGGCGAAUCAGCCGGCGCAGGAUCCAUAAUGUUCCAUCUCCUUGCUCAGGGGGGCAAACAACGUGUUCCAUUCAAGAGAGCGAUUGUACAGUCCAUACCGCUGACUGUCUUGAUUGACCCCGCGCAGCAAGAAGAUAGCUUCCAAAAGUUUCUCAAUAUUCUCAAUGUCACGUCGUUGGAGGAAGCCAGACAACUGUCUUCGAGUGCCCUCAACGUUGUCAAUGUCCAACAGAUUGGAGCUGAGCCCUACAAUGAGUUUGCCUUUAGCCCUUCUGGUGACGACGUCUACAUGAUUGGUCCACCUGCCAAGUUGUUGCUUGAAGGUGCAUUCGCUAAGGGCAUUCCGUUGCUGUCCUCUCAUACGAGCUUCGAGGGCGCGUUAUUUACUGAUCCUCGGACUAUUGGGAAUGAAACGGCAUUGGCAAACAGACUUCAAGCUACUUAUCCGCUGAUGGAAGAAAAAGACCUCAACUACGUGCUCAACGCUCUUUAUCCGGCCGUUUACGAUGGCUCUCAUCCUUAUACAACUAGCCUUGACAGAAACAUCUUGAUAGCAAACGAGAUGUACUUUGACGCCGCCCACCAAGCCCUACUUCAGGCUACUAUCCAGCGUGGAACAGAAGUGCAUGCGUGGGAAUUCUCAGUCCCGCCGGCUAUCCAUGCAAGUGAUAUUCCAUAUACAUUCUACGACGGAGCUGCAGGCGUAGACCCUCAUGUUGCUAGCAUCAUGCAGCAUGCCAUUGCUGGAUUUGCAAAGUGCGGAGAGCCUGACGCGGGGCCGUUGGGAUUCGCAUUUUCUCGCUAUGUAAAGCAGGCGACGACGGUCAAUCUCAACAUCAGUUCCUCCGUCACCAUCUCGGACCCGACGUGGAAUCACAGAACUUUGUGGUUGGCGCAGACCUCGUGGAUUGGAUGA
Messenger RNA from Trichoderma aggressivum f. europaeum, 1422 nucleotides. RefSeq lists its product as uncharacterized. The transcript is spliced from 3 exons. The coding region runs from base 1 to 1422 and encodes 473 amino acids. The record is from RefSeq and is a predicted model, not a curated record. NCBI's taxonomy places the organism in Eukaryota, Fungi, Ascomycota, Sordariomycetes, Hypocreales, Hypocreaceae.